Messenger RNA from Protopolystoma xenopodis, 282 nucleotides. The record is from the annotation of a GenBank genome assembly. Lineage: Eukaryota; Metazoa; Platyhelminthes; Monogenea; Polystomatidea; Polystomatidae.
AUGAAUGAUAGCGACAACGAUGGCCAAUUGAAUGAAUGGGACACGGAUGACGACAAUGAUGGAAUUCCUGAUUCUGAGGAUGAGGACUCGAAUGGUGACGGCAUCAUCGAUUGCCAGCCCCAAGACAGUGACGGCGACGGCAUACCCGACCACUUGGACAAUGAUGAUGAUAAUGAUGGCAUUCCAGACCAUCUGGAUCCGGAUUCCCUCUCCUUCCUACUUUACAAAAAUAAGCGUAUGCUAGAAGUUAUUCCAGGUAGGUUCGUCGCCCUUUGCUGGUAG